Penicillium daleae is the source of this 1200-nucleotide messenger RNA. RefSeq lists its product as uncharacterized. The transcript has 3 exons. NCBI's taxonomy places the organism in Eukaryota, Fungi, Ascomycota, Eurotiomycetes, Eurotiales, Aspergillaceae. The record is from RefSeq and is a predicted model, not a curated record. Bases 1 to 1200 code for a protein of 399 amino acids.
AUGGCUAAGAAAGGAGGAAAGAAGAAGAACAAGGGCGGCGCGAAGCCCGCAGCUGCCGCGGCCGUUGACAAGGUCGCCGACACCGUCAAGGAUGUCGUGAAUCCCGACAAUGAGGUCGAGGAUGGUGCUGCUUCCAAUGUCGAUUCCGAGGUUGCCGCAAAGACAGAGGUGCCUGCUACCGAGGCGCAGACUGCCGAAACCACCGCCCCCGUGGUGACCGAGACCAAGGAGGCCGAGAAGGCCGCAGAGAAGAUCGAGGAGCCUCUCAAGCAAGAGGCCAAGGUUGAGGCGCCCUUGACAGAAGAGAGCACCCUGCAGGCCGUGGUGGACAAGACGCAAGCCUCCAAGGCUGGCCAGCUUCCUGACCUGGACACCGAGGCCGAGGGCAAGGCCGUCCUCCCCGAGUCUACCACCACAGCUGCCACCACCGGCGACCUCUACCCCUCGACCACCGAGACCGCCGCCGAAGAGCCCGCCAUCGUCGCCGCACCCAUCUCCACACUGCCCGAGCGCACCAAGGCCACCGAAGCGAUUCCCGCAGCCACCGGGGACUCUGCCGUGGCCCCCGCCGAGGGUGAAGCCGCCCACAUCAAGCGCCCCUACGAGAAGCCCAUCUUCUCCAACGACGAGGUGAAGCCGCCCAAGAUCGCCAAGACGGAGGAGGAGCAGAAGCAGGCCGCUGCUAGCGGUGCGGCUGAUAAGUCGGUGUUGGCGGGUGCCGGCCCUGCAUCAACUGCUGCGUACACGGUUCCCGAGCCUGUGCCCGUGAACGAGGAGAAGAGGGUUGCUGAGGCGAAGCCCGAGGCUGCUGCUGCUCCCGUUGCUAUCCCUGCUGCUUCUCCCGUCACCCCGCCUGGCCCCGCCGAGACCAAGCAAAGCAAGGCCUCACCCGAUGCCGUCGCCGCGGCUGCCGCAGCCAUCAACUCAUCCAAGGCCGACAGGGCCGCCACCACAGGCCCUGUCCCCGUCGCCGGUGCCGAGCCCAAGAAGCCCGAGCCUGCUGCGAAGCGAGGCGAAGAGCCCAAGGCCAAGGUUGAUGUGCCUACCGAGACUCCCGAGGAGACCACUGCUCCUCAGGCCGCCGAAUCCGAGGCAGCCAAUAAGGCCGAGGAGCCCACGGGUGAGCCCUCAGCAGAGCAGCAGCCCGAGAAGAAGAAGAAGGAGGGAUUCUUCGCUAAGCUCAAGCGCAUGUUCAAGUAA